UCACUGAAGAGACAUAUGUUUUUCCUUUCGUUAUUACAAAAUAUAAAUGCAUAUUUGAAUAAUUGUAGUAAAAAUCGUAUAAAUAUAGCACCGAGUACUCCCAAGCAAGGCUUUAAUAUGACCUUAUGAAAUAACAAUAAAUUGAGUAUUACAUAUGCAAGUAUGGAUAACGAGCAAAGCACAAAGAAGCCGAGACUUGAAAAGGUUCCUACUGUGAGUGAGGGAAAGGCACAAAUAUUGGUAACAAAUGAAAGAGUGUUUUAUAAUCCCGUUCAAGAAUUCAAUAGAGACCUUAGUAUAGCAGUACUAACGAUAUUUGCAAAGGAUUUUAACGAAGAAGUGCUGCAGAAAAACAAGUUAAAGAAUGCUAAUAAAAGUAUAUCGCAUGAUGCCGAAAAUCAAAGAGGAAUUACUAUAUUGGAAGCUUUAUCUGCAACUGGCUUGCGUAGUAUAAGAUAUGCCAAGGAAGUAGAAGGUGUCCAGCAGAUUGUUGCAAAUGACAUCUCUGCGAAAGCGGUAGAUAGUAUCAAGCAGAAUGUUUUACAUAACGGAGUUGAAAAUUUGGUAACUCCUUAUCAUGAAGACGCAACGCUAUUGAUGUAUCAACGUAGAAAAAAUCGAUUCGACGCGGUAGAUUUAGAUCCCUACGGUUGUCCCUCGAUGUACCUGGAUAGUGCGGUGCAGUGUGUAUCCGAUGGUGGCAUACUUCUGGUUACCGCUACUGAUAUGGCCAUUUUGGCUGGCAAUGUUCCGGAAACUUGUUACUACAAAUAUGGAGCAAUAUCCAUAAAGUCAAAAUCUUGUCAUGAGAUAGCAUUGAGAAUAUUACUGCAAUGCAUCGCGUCUUAUGCAGGCCGUUACGGACGAUACAUAGUACCAUUAUUGUCUAUAAGCGUUGAUUUUUAUAUAAGAGUAUUUGUCAAGGUUUUCACAAGUCAUGACAAGUGCAAAGAGAACUCCAAUAAGAUAGGAAUGCUCUAUCAAUGUAACGGAUGCGAGAGUAUGAAUUUUCAACCAUUAUUAACGAGGAAGGCUUCCAAGAAUUAUAAAUUGCCAAAUGCACCCGUAAUAGAUCAAUUGUGUAAACAUUGUCAACAUAGGCAACAUAUGGGAGGUCCAAUAUGGCUAGGUCCUUUACAUGAUCAUGAAUUUGUGUCGCGAUUAUUGUGUAACUUGAACAGCAUGGAGUUGGGUACAUUGAAAAGAAUGGAGGGCGUCCUGACCGUGAUACAUGAGGAACUGGACAUUCCUUUGUAUUAUAAUCUAGAUCGCUUGAUGUCUAUAGUUAAGUGUCACGUUCCACCAAUGUUAAUGUUUAGGUCAGCAUUAUUAAACGCGGGAUACAAAGUGUCGUACUCACAUGCGAGUAAGAUAUCUAUUAAGACAAAUGCGCCAAAUGAUGUUAUAUGGGAUAUCGUGCGUGCUUGGGAGAAGGAUCAUUCAGUAAAACGGGAGAAAUUGGCUGAGGAUAGCCCCGCCGCGCGGAUACUUAAUACAUCGUCUACGACGGACAUCUCGCUCGCUAUGCAUCCUCUUGCCAAUCCGAUUUCUCGGCAAAAGCAUUUGUCUCGUUUUCAACAGAAUCCCACUGUAAAUUGGGGACCUGGCGUUCGUUCGAGAACUAGAGUUGAUCUUGAAGAUAAAGCGGAUGAUUCGAAAAAAGUGAGAAAUCAAAAUAAAAACAUUAAAAGAAAAUCAGCUAUGGUGGAAAAGCAGAUAGUACAAUAAUAAACGCAAAGAGUAUCCCGUGAUUUAUGCUCGAUGUAUUUUGAUAUUUUGAAUAAUUUUUCUGAAUUAAUGUACAUUAAAAGUAGAAAA
This is a messenger RNA of Cyphomyrmex costatus, 1818 nucleotides long. RefSeq names its product tRNA methyltransferase 1. Gene Ontology annotation, biological process: tRNA N2-guanine methylation. The transcript has 2 exons. Gene Ontology annotation, molecular function: RNA binding; tRNA (guanine) methyltransferase activity. The record is from RefSeq and is a predicted model, not a curated record. Gene Ontology annotation, cellular component: nucleus. Bases 163 to 1728 code for a protein of 521 amino acids. NCBI's taxonomy places the organism in Eukaryota, Metazoa, Arthropoda, Insecta, Hymenoptera, Formicidae.